This is a messenger RNA of Heterobasidion irregulare TC 32-1, 375 nucleotides long. RefSeq lists its product as uncharacterized. The transcript has 3 exons. The coding region runs from base 1 to 375 and encodes 124 amino acids. NCBI's taxonomy places the organism in Eukaryota, Fungi, Basidiomycota, Agaricomycetes, Russulales, Bondarzewiaceae. The record is from RefSeq and is a predicted model, not a curated record.
AUGUCGACCAACGCUACUACGCCUUCUCACACCGCAUCUACUACUGCACCCGCGACGGACGCGUCGCCCGCGAACGGCAGUGCGAACAAAGGCAAGGGAAAAGUCGCCCCCGCUGACGAGUCCAUGGAGGAAGACGAAGACGAAGAAGAGGAGGAGGAAGAAGAGGAAGAGGAGGACGACAUUGAAGAGGAUGACGACUUGCACGAGAUCGAUCCCUCCGCGAUCCUCGCGCCCGGCACGCGUCGCACGCGCGGCGUCAAGGUCGACUACUCGUCCGAGGAGGCCCUCCGCAAGGCCGGCCUCAAGCCGGAGGCGGAGGACGACGAGAAUGAGGACUCCUUCGUCGUGCACGACGACGACAUGCACGCCGACUAG